This is a messenger RNA of Sinocyclocheilus rhinocerous, 600 nucleotides long. RefSeq names its product proteasome subunit alpha type-6-like. The record is from RefSeq and is a predicted model, not a curated record. The transcript is spliced from 4 exons. Lineage: Eukaryota; Metazoa; Chordata; Actinopteri; Cypriniformes; Cyprinidae. Gene Ontology annotation, cellular component: proteasome core complex. Bases 3 to 407 code for a protein of 134 amino acids.
ACAUGCUGUGCCGGCGUAUGGCGGACAUCUCUCAGGUUUACACACAGAACGCAGAGAUGAGGCCGCUGGGCUGCUGUAUGAUGCUGAUCGCGAUGGACCCUCAGACGGGCCCCGUGCUGUAUAAAUGUGACCCGGCCGGGUACUUCUGCGGCUUCAGGGCCACCAGCGUCGGGGUCAAACACCACGAGGCCAGCAGUUACCUGGAGAAGAAGCUGAAGAAGCAGCCGGAUCUGCCCUGCGACAGGACCGUGGAGAUGGCGAUCUCAUGUUUGUCUUCUGUGCUUUCAAUGGACUUCAAAAGCACUGAGCUGGAAGUGUCUGUCGUGACCAAAGAACACCCCAAAUUCAGGACUCUGUCAGAAGCAGAAAUCGAGCGUCAUCUGGUGGCGAUUGCGGAGAGAGAGUAACUGUCAGGUUUACUGUGUUUUUACAGUCCUGAAAGCAUCCGUCAUUGAAGCGUUUGCUCAUCCAUCCUCAGCUUGUGUUUUCUAGUUUGACUCCGACUGUAUUUGGUGUGUUACUGAUGAAUGACAAACUCUCAGUCUAUAAAGCAGCAGACAGUCCACUAAUCAUCUAAUAAAUCAAUUUUGUCAGUCUAAA